This is a messenger RNA of Mytilus californianus (California mussel), 4006 nucleotides long. Its product is annotated as parathyroid hormone/parathyroid hormone-related peptide receptor-like. NCBI's taxonomy places the organism in Eukaryota, Metazoa, Mollusca, Bivalvia, Mytilida, Mytilidae. Gene Ontology annotation, cellular component: plasma membrane. Gene Ontology annotation, molecular function: calcitonin receptor activity; peptide hormone binding. Bases 753 to 2372 code for a protein of 539 amino acids. The transcript is spliced from 12 exons. Gene Ontology annotation, biological process: adenylate cyclase-modulating G protein-coupled receptor signaling pathway; cell surface receptor signaling pathway. The record is from RefSeq and is a predicted model, not a curated record.
UUUAUGUAAAGCCGGUGUAACUCGAGAAAGUCGAUUAAAGGAUAUAUAAACCAACGAAUGCUAACUACGAACUGCUCGUUUAUGAUUAUUAUUAAUAAUUAUAUAUUUGUCAACAAAGACAGCAUUUGACGUACGAAUGUGACUAUUAGAUAUUGGUGAUUUAUGUGAAACGGACAUAUUUACUACCAACAUUCAAUUAGAUGUAUGAUACUCUUGACAAAUGAGUGUUAAUGAAAAUAAUAUUCCACGCGGAUUAAGAUAAUAACACAAUCCAUAUAAUUACCAAGUGUUGCAUUUGCAUGUCACAAUUUGUAUGAAACAGGUGAAUUCGACGCGGUCACGAUCAAAGUAUUUUGUUACGUUUACAGAAAUGUACAUUUGUAUGAAAUAGAUUGUAUCCGGAAGACGUCAUAUUAAUUACAGAAAUCGACACAUAAUUUAUUUGUUUUAAUUAAUGAAUGAUGGAGUAUUAAUGUAAAGUCUGUUUUAAUUGGGGAAUGAUGGAGUAUAGGUGAAAAUAUGUAAACUAUUAUAUAUUUUACAACAUCUGUUACACAGCGGAUAGUGCACAUUUUGACUUAAGUAUGAUCGUUAUAGGAAAACAUCCUAAACUAGUUGGAUACAGCACUUGAUGUACUGACAAACGUUACAUUUUCUGUCGAUAAAAUUUAUUGUAAGAAAAUAAUAUCAGAGUUUUUCUGUGUACAGCAUUUAAAAAUAUUAAGUAUUAAGUAAACGAGCAAUUGGUCAAAAUGACUAUGUACAACUUUACAGACCUUGAGGCUUGGCUUCAUUAUAAGGACUAUGAAAAAACUUUUAUAACAAUUGAAGAUCAAAAAGACGUCAUUGUGAAAAAGAAAUUAGAAUGUUAUGGACUAAUUUUUACGGAACCACCGAGGACAAGCAAUGGACUGUAUUGCAAUAUCACAUGGGAUGGUAUAUCCUGUUGGCCGGCCACAAAAGCAGGAACAGUCGCCGUCAAGCCUUGUCCUGACUAUAUAAACAGACUUGAUCCAACAGAAAAUGUAACCCGACGUUGCGAUGCAGACGGAACUUGGUAUGUUCAUGCAGAUACCAAUAAGAGCUGGUCAGAUUAUAGUGCAUGUGUAAUGAAUAAUAUUCCUGUCAAUGGUGUCCCUGGACAACCAGUCCCAGCUAUUAUCAAGGACCACAUGGAUAAUCUGACAAUUAUGAAACACACUGGUUACGGAUUGUCAUUAGCGUCCUUGUUAGUGGCAGUAAUCAUAAUGUUAUACUUCAAAAAACUGCAUUGUCCAAGGAAUACCAUUCAUCUGAAUCUGUUCUUAUCGUUCAUCCUUAGAGCUAUCAUAUCUUUCAUCAAGAAUGGUAUUAUGAUAGAAGGUUUAGGCUUCUCUAGUGACGUCUACUAUAACGAAAAAGGACAGUUAGCGUUUCUGCCAGAAGGAUUACAUUGGGAAUGUCGGAUGUUUAUGACAAUCGUAAACUAUAUAAUGGCUGCUAACUAUGCUUGGAUAUUUGUGGAAGCCUUGUACCUACAGAUGUUAAUAUCUGUAGCUGUGUUUACAGAAAAGAAACAUUUACAUAUCUAUAUGCUUCUAGGAUGGACAUUUCCCUUGGCAUUCGUUAUACCAUGGGUGAUUGUAAGAUCGACAGUGGAUAAUAAACUCUGCUGGACAACCUAUGACAUCCGUUGGGUUGAAUGGAUCAUUCAUGGACCAAUACUAUUAACUAUUGUAAUUAAUUUCACCAUAUUUAUCAAUAUCGUCAGAGUUUUAUUUACCAAAUUGAAUUCUUCUCCAUGUCCAGAGACUAAGAAGUUUAGGUAUAGGAGACUUGCCAAGUCGACGCUUGUUUUAAUCCCUUUGUUUGGUGUUCACUAUAUGGUGUUUAGUAUAAUAUUUCAAAUUGUGGAGACCCAGUCAAAAGGUCUUGGGUUGCUCAUUUACUUCUACUUGGAAAUAUUCUUUAACUCGUACCAGGGGUUUAUCCUUUCUUUGUUGUUUUGUUUCUUCAAUUCUGAGGUUCAAAAUGAGUUCAAGAAAGCCUGGAGGAGAUACACACUAAACCGAUCGGGAAGUUCAAGAUGGCGAUCAACAUUUACGUCACGCACCAAAUCAUGGAAAGAUCACCGGAAUUCGGAUUCAAAUGGUGUAACAAGUAGAGGGGACAGAGUUCGACCAAACGAACACGAACUACAUUCAUCCCCAACUUUGAAUAUUACUCAAUCACCUAUAACACAAAGUAGUUAUGCCUAUGACGUAAAGACUAGUCAGGAAUUUACUGGACAAGAUAUAGAAAUAUGUGAAAAUACACCAUGGCUAAAUAAUAAUCAUACUGCAUAUGUAGAACAGCACGGGCUACCAGAAGAACAAGCUGAUGAAAAUUUAUGAAAGGCAGCACCACUUUAUUUAGCCUUAAAAUAUUAAAAGAAAAAAUAUGAUGUCAUGAGUGCCCUCCUAAUGUUCACUGUAUUGAUUGACUCAAAAUAACGUACAAAAUGCAGGGAUUAUGUUCCGAAGACGUUGCUCGCAAAUGGACAUAUACGUGCAGAGGAGCUUGUUUUCUAUUACAGAUAAAAAGAUAAAGACUUUAAUGACUUAUAAAUACGGUAACGAAUUUUAAAGUAGACGGGAUUAAAAAAAAAAUACAGGUGCUGCAGUUUGGUCCAAUUGUCAUCUUUUUCAUAUUUCAUGUCGAUGUUGUAUAUUAUUCGAUUUUGCUUUAUGUUUUCAUUUGUGAAAAUAUCGUUUGAACGAUGUAAUUUUAAAGUAGUAUGGAAACCUCAAACAUGAGAAAUAAUAUGAAUUUGUACGUCGAUGGUGAUUAUAAACCUGAAACAAACCAAAAAUGCCUAUCAAACAAUAAAUGCAUCUGAUGUUAACUUCGGAUUAAAACUUUAGGCUUAAUUUAUAUAGAAAUGUUCCCGUAAAAUUAAACUCACCGUCUCAAUGUCUGUUAACCGAAACUCAGUAUUAUGGUUAAUACAUUUGAUAAUGACAAGUAAUGAAAUACCAGUAAAGAUGAAAAUAAGCCUGGUGAAACUUGUCUUCUACUAUAUCAUACUAUGAUGUCUCUGUUUGUGAAUAUUGCUUGGAACUUAGUUCAUUUUAGGUAAUUUUUAAUCAACAACUCCGAUUUUAGCUUAUAGAAUCUUCGGCAAUUGUCAUCAUAGGAUAUUUCCACAAACGCUGAAUUAUUUUUUGUAAUUCAUCCUUGAAUGUAUAUUAAAACAUGUGCAAUCGAUGUUUUCUUGUAAAAUACAUUUGGCCUUUGUACUGCAGCUACAUUAAUUAAUAAAUGGAAAAAAAAAUGAAAUUAGUAUGGUGUAGACGUAUCUGAUCUAUAUUUUCUAGAUUAAAAUUUGUGUUGAUCGAAAUUGUAUGAUUCUAUUUUGUCAAAUUGUUUAUUAGAACUUUUUCGAAAAUGUGGUUAUAUAUUGUUUCCGUGUAAUAAAAUUAAAUGAACAGAACAGUAAAUAUUUGCCAUUAUAUCAUAUUUCAUCAUUGUUUUAAUGAAAGAAGACAUUUAUAAAGAACUUUUUCAUAAGUCUUUGCUUUUUUAUAUAUAAUGAAAACCAAUUUUUAUUUCUAUCAGUUCUUUAAGUUAAUGUUGUAUUAAUAACAUGUACAAGUAAGAUUCAGGCAGGCGGCAGCACAUGGUAUAGAACCAAAUCAUCACAAUUUUUUUCUUUUCUCAUUUUUUCAGUCAUUUCCUCACUUGCACGUUUAGUGAAUAUCUUUAUCUAUGUAUAAGGGUAUACAAUUACACAGCGUUAAAAAUUAACUAGAGAAAUAUAGAUGAUUUUUCAUUGGAAUUACAAAAUCAAAUCAUGUUCAAUUGUACUUUAUAUCAUCUUUUUUUUUUAAACUUUGUCCAUGUGUAACAACUGUUAAUUGUGAACAUUUACUGUAAAUCAAGAACUUUUCAUGUGCAUGAUUUUUUGACGAAUAUCGUUUCCAUUUUUCAUGUCUAUUCUGAAGUAAAUUGUUUGUACAUCUGUCAAAAUAAAAACAAUCUAAAUUGA